Molecule: messenger RNA, 1949 nt
Organism: Populus nigra (black poplar)
Lineage: Eukaryota; Viridiplantae; Streptophyta; Magnoliopsida; Malpighiales; Salicaceae
Product: WAT1-related protein At5g47470
Exons: 7
Coding region: 588-1646 (352 amino acids)
Cellular component (GO): plasma membrane
Molecular function (GO): transmembrane transporter activity
Source: RefSeq, a predicted model, not a curated record
CAAAAAUAGGGAGAUAUAUUUUGUUGGGAAAAUUUAGAAAAAAAAGAAAAAAGAGAGCCGUUGGAGAUAAGGGAGGUAAGAAUGGCUAGGAAAGGACAAUCGGCACUCACUCGAUGAUGCGCGAAGGACAGGGAAAGAAGAUCGGUAGAGAAGCAUUCAUGAAGGUUGGCUAGACACAAAAAUAAGAUAAACACAAACAACAGAAAUCCAUUUGGAACAACAAAACCACGAAAACUCCCAAACAACCAGCCCAUGAAAGAGAGCUAAUUCCAAACUAGUUUUGCUGCACAUGAGGAAAAAUUGCCAAAGGUUUAGAAGGAAGAAGGCGAGAUGCCCUUUCUCUUUCUCUUUCAAUGUUAAUGGUAACUAAUCUUGUUAGAGAAAUUAGUGCAAAUUAUAAAGGGAGAGACAAAAAAAAUUGUUGGCAUCCUCCACCAUAUAUAUAUGGUGGCCAUUUGAGUUUUUCGUUUGGAGAUCAUCGGUGAAGAACCAAUAAAAGGAGAAUAAUUGAAGAAAGUCAUUCCAUUUGGGUGCUUUUCUCUGCUUGGAGGGGACAUUAAUUUUGCUGGGAGGAUAGAUAUUUCAAAAUGGUUUGGAACAAGAAGAAACAGACUCUCGAGGAUUUGGUGAUUAUAGUAGGGCUGAUAAUGGUGCAAUUUGUCUACGCAGGGAACUCGGUUUUGUUGAGCUAUCUCAUGUCUCUUGGCCUUAACCCUCUAACCAUUGUUAUUUUCUCAACUUUUGCCACCUUCCUCAUACUCUCUCCCAUUGCUGUUCAUUUUGAAAGGAGCAAAUGGCCAAAGGAAUUCAGAUUGAAGUUGAUGAUUCAGCUGGUUUUAAUUUCUUUUGGAGGGGUUACUCUGUUUCAGUCCUUAUUCCUUAAGGGGAUUAAGUUAACUUCACCAGCAAUGGCUACAGCCAUGCCGAACCUUGCUCCAGGGCUUAUUUUCAUUAUUGCUUGGACAUUAAGGUUAGAGAAAGUUAAGCUAUGUUGCGUAUACAGCAAAGUCAAGAUUGUAGGCACAAUUUUAUGUGUUGUAGGUGCCCUCAUGAUGAGUCUAAUGAGCAGCACUGAAUCAGCAAAAGAGUCAAAGUCCUCGGAAAGUACUCCCCUGGGAGAUAUGAGCUUCGACAAACAUAAGAUUAACGGUUGCUUAUAUCUCAUAGCAGCGGUUUUCGUUCUAUCAAGCAAUGUUGUAUUGCAAGCUACUACUUUGGGUGAUUUUCCUGCUCCUAUAUCCCUGUGCGCCAUAACAUCAUUGAUUGGAGUAAUUAUAACUGCGAUUGUAGAAUUGGUUCUCAACCACAGAGUGGACGUUGGCUGGCCCCUGAUGAGACUCGGGACCCUCAUUUGCUAUUCUAUACUGGGAGGUGCUGUUGGUGGAGCAUGUGUGAGCUUCAAUGGAUGGGCAAUGAAGAAGAGGGGUCCAGUUCAUGUGGCCGUGUUUAACCCCAUUGGAACAGCUAUCUCAGUUGUUUUUUCUGUUAUUACCUUAGGCGACAGAUUUAACCUUGCAAGCCUUGCUGGUAUGUUCCUCAUGUUCACUGGUCUAUACUUGGUGCUAUGGGCUAAAGGCAAAGAAGGUUUCCGUGAUGGUGAUCAACUGGAAAGUGAGUUUGAUCCACAGAAGCGUCUCCUGGCUUAAUAAUUAGCGUCAAUAUUCAGAUAGAUUGCCCUAAUUUGUUCAGUCAGCAAACCCUGUACUGGAAAGAGCUAGUGCACAAAGGAAACACCAUCUUUAUUGUAGUUGACAAGUUCACUAGAAAAACCUCCUGGUGUGUAAAUAUUGUUUAAGAUACUCACCCCUUCUGGGAGCAUAGAAUGAUCAGACUGCAUGUCUUUCUUGAAAGCUCGAACAUAUUGUGUGUAGAAACUUGCGAGAUUCUUGGAAAAAUGUUUCCGUGGCUAAUAUAAUUGUACUUGUAUAAAGCUGUUUGAUUUUGUUGUA